CUCCGAACAAUGGAAAAAAGGCCCGGCAGAAAUCGAAUAAAGGAAGAUCAAGAGCUUUCGCAAAAUAAAAAAAAAAAGCCGUGUCCCAAAAUCGGUGAAGCAGUGGCCAGAGAGAGGAGAAAUCGAAUAGAAUGGCAUCCUCUUCGAGCAGUGGACUGACGUUUAAGCUGCACCCGUUGGUGAUUGUUAACAUAUCGGAUCACUACACGAGGGUCAAAUCCCAGAUGAACCACGGCAGCGACCUCCAACAGCAGCCGCAGCCGCCUCCGAGGGUCUACGGAUGCGUUAUAGGGGUGCAGAAGGGAAGAACCGUCGAGAUCUUCAACAGCUUUGAGCUACUUUACGAUCCCUCCAGUCACUCCCUCGACCGAUCCUUCCUUGAGAAGAAGCAAGAGCUCUAUAAGAAAGUCUUCCCGCAUUUUUACAUACUGGGAUGGUAUUCUACUGGGAGUGAUGCCCAGGAGGCUGAUAUGCAUAUACACAAGGCUUUGAUGGAUAUUAAUGAAAGCCCUGUUUAUGUUCUUCUCAAUCCAUCCAUCAAUCAUGCACAAAAAGAUUUGCCUGUCACCAUUUAUGAGAGUGAGCUGCAUGUCAUAGAUGGGGUCCCUCAGCUUAUUUUUGUUCGUUCUAGUUACACUAUCGAGACAGUAGAAGCAGAAAGGAUUUCUGUUGAUCAUGUUGCACAUCUUAAGCCAUCUGAUGGAGGUUCAGCAGCUACUCAAUUGGCAGCUCAUCUUACUGGGAUUCACAGUGCCAUCAAGAUGCUGAAUAGCAGAAUUCGGGUACUCCAUCAUUAUCUUGUUGCAAUGCAAAAAGGUGAGAUUCCAUUUGAAAACUCUCUGCUGAGACAGGUAUCUAGUCUCCUGAGAAGAUUGCCGACCAUUGAAUCACAAAAAUUUCAAGAUGAUUUCUUGAUGGAAUACAAUGACACUUUAUUGAUCACUUACCUAGCCAUGUUAACCAACUCCUCAAGCACCAUGAAUGAGCUAGUUGACAAGUUCAACAGUGCAUAUGAUCGACAUAGUCGAAGAGGCGGAAGGACUGCCUUUAUUUGAAAGCUUCCAAGGCUUGUGUGGGAUUCCUGCUGACUUGAUAAAUCUCGAGUGCUGCUUUUUUUUUUUUUUCAGUGUGCAUAUGCAUAGCACAUAGAAGCACAGAUUUUAUAGUAGCAGAACCUGGACAAUGCUUAAAGAAAUGGAGAUGCGAGAUAGUUAUUAGCUUUUGACUAUUUGGCUUCGCCUAUAAUGCCAAGUGUUCUUGUCGACAAAAAAAAUAAAAUUCUGCUUUGCAAUUAUCUUGAAAUUGCUGUGCCUUCUUUUUGUCA
Tripterygium wilfordii is the source of this 1324-nucleotide messenger RNA. Its product is annotated as COP9 signalosome complex subunit 6a-like. The record is from RefSeq and is a predicted model, not a curated record. The transcript is spliced from 9 exons. Gene Ontology annotation, cellular component: COP9 signalosome. Gene Ontology annotation, molecular function: metallopeptidase activity; protein binding. Gene Ontology annotation, biological process: protein deneddylation. The coding region runs from base 132 to 1055 and encodes 307 amino acids. Lineage: Eukaryota; Viridiplantae; Streptophyta; Magnoliopsida; Celastrales; Celastraceae.